AAAUGAUUGUCGUAUAGCUCGAUGACGAUGGCAACGGAUAUUUAGAUGUGAGUGAACUGAAGUCAGCUCUGGAUGUGGUGGACCUGAAGUUACCGCAAUGGAAGGUCAGACAAAUGAUCGAAGAGAUGGAAAGGAAGCGUUCCGUUGACAGAAGGGGUCGACUCGACUAUAAUGAGUUCGAGAGGCUGUGCUCUGAUCUUAAAUCUCAAGACAUUGCUCUCACAUUCAAAACAAUGGUCUCAAAGCGUGAAAACUUGGAGACAUUGGGCGGUAUGUCUGAAGCGAGCAGUGAAGGCACCACUCAUUCUGUGCGACACGAAGAACAGGUGGCCUUUUCUCAUUGGAUCAAUUCCCAUUUAGUACAUGACAAAGACUUAAAGCAUUUAUUACCCAUUGAUUCGGACGGACGGGAACUCUAUGACAAAGUGAAGGACGGGAUUCUUCUUUGUAAGAUCAUUAACCACUCGUGUCCGGACACCAUCGAUGAGAGGACUAUCAAUAAGAAGAAUCUAACCGUUUAUACAAAACACGAGAACUUAACUCUGGCUCUAAAUUCUUCGCAAGCGAUCGGUUGUAAUAUAAUUAAUAUCGACGCCCACGACCUCACCAAAGGAAAGCCUCACCUGGUGUUGGGACUGUUGUGGCAAAUCAUACGAAUCGGUCUCUUCAAUCAGAUCACUCUCGAGCACUGCCCCGGACUCGUCCAACUGGUCGGUGAUGGCGAAGAGCUGUCUGAGUUGUUGCGGUUAUCGCCCGAAAACAUACUGAUCCGUUGGGUUAACUACCACUUGGAAAAGAGUGGAUCCAAUCGACGCAUUAGUAAUUUCACGAAUGAUAUCAAGGAUUCAGAGGUCUAUACUAUACUUUUGAAGCAAAUCGCACCGCAAGGCUCUGGUGUUAAUACACACGCACUUCGGGAACCCGACCUUUUGGAGAGGGCAGAGAUUAUGCUACAACAGGCCGACAAAAUAGACUGCCGGAGCUUUUUAACACCUCAUGAUGUGGUUAAUGGCGUUUAUAAGCUGAACGUAGCCUUUGUGGCCAACCUGUUUAACAAUCACCCGGGUCUGGACACUCCCACCGAACCAUUGGAAUUGGAGAAUAUCGAGGAAACGCGUGAAGAGAGAACUUAUCGCAAUUGGAUGAACAGUUUGGGUGUCUCUCCGUAUGUCAAUUGGCUUUACAGUGACUUAGCCGACGGUCUCGUCAUAUUCGAGUUGUUUGACAUAAUAAAGCCAGGGGUUGUGAAUUGGCCCAGGGUACACAAGUCCUUUACCAAAUUGAAGGCCUUUAUGGAGAAACUGGAGAAUUGCAAUUAUGCCGUCCAAUUGGGAAAGCAAUUGAAGUUUUCCUUAGUUGGAAUCGCCGGUCAAGACAUUUCUGAUGGAAACCCUACUUUAACUCUUGCACUCGUCUGGCAAUUGAUGCGCGCCUACACUCUCAGCAUUUUGACACAAUUGGCCGCUAAGGAUGGCACCGGACAAGCGAUUGUCGAAUCAGAGAUUGUCGAUUGGGUUAACAGAAAGCUAAAAGAAGCGAAUAAGACUUCACUCAUCCGGAACUUUCAGGACCAUAGCAUAGCGACAGCACUUCCAGUGAUUGAUCUCAUCGAUGCCAUAAAACCCGGAUCAAUAAGUUAUGGACAAAUUUUACCAGGGAAUACGCCUCAAGAGAAGUUGGCGAACGCUAAGUAUGCGAUAUCUAUGGCGCGAAAAAUCGGGGCCAGAAUUUAUGCACUUCCAGAGGAUAUAUCUGAAGUGAAGCCCAAAAUGGUGAUGACUGUCUACGCCUGUCUUAUGGCUCUCGACUACAUUCCCAACAUGGGAUCCAAAGACCAGGAGUACAAGGAAUCCAAUAACGAAUGAUUCAAUUUCCAAAUCAACAAUUUAUUCAAUUCAUCGAUCGUUACAUUAUUAAACAUUUGAUAAUUUUUUAUAUCGAUUAAGUAAUAUAUUUUUGUGCCUUAAAUUACUUUUGUUAUAAAUUUCUGGCUUUUAUACAAAACAAAUACCAAAAGCCAUGACUUUUUAAUUCAAAUUUGUUUCACUCCUCCGGUGCUAUAGUUUUAAUGUUCUUUUUAUUUCAUUCAAAGAUAUAUUUCAUCGAAAUAUUUACA
Molecule: messenger RNA, 2116 nt
Organism: Oppiella nova
Lineage: Eukaryota; Metazoa; Arthropoda; Arachnida; Sarcoptiformes; Oppiidae
Source: the annotation of a GenBank genome assembly